CGCUGUGGCGCAUGCGCCGCGAGAGUUCUUUCCCGCUGACAGCAGGCCGAGGCCGCUGUCCUCGUGGAACAACGGAAGAAGCGGCGUCUCGCCUUCCCCCGCCCCCGCGCCCCCCGCGCCCUCCUCUCAGGACAAAAUUGGGAGCCAAGCCUGCACCUGAAGCCAUGAAUACAAACAACCAGUGGGAUGUGAACAAAGCAGUAACUCUUGCUAGCCUCUUCCAUUUUCUUUAUGGUGCAGGAAAUGCCUGUGCAAUUCCAUUUUUAACUUUGUACUUUCGGCAGCUUGGACUGACUGCACCAUUAGUAGGGAUUAUAAUAGGAUUAAAGCACUUAGUCACUUCUCUUUGGGCUCCACUGUGCUCCUAUUUAGCAAAAACUCACAAUAAGAGAAGAGUUCUCAUCAGCGGAUCGCUACUGUGCUCAGUUGGAGCAAGCUUGCUUCUUACUCUUGUCCCACCACCGAGUAAGGACAUUGUCUAUAGGUAUUGUAAUGUGAGCCAGCAUUCACAUAAAUUACUGGCAGCAAACCAGGUGUCUGAUGUAAAUGUGAACAGUCCGAGUACAAUGAAUGUUAACCCUGCCUCUGAUGACAAAACACUAUCUACUGAAUCAUUUGGAAUAAUCUCAAAGGACUUGAUUACUACUGGAAAGCCAAUAGUAACAAAUGCAGAAUUCAAAAUUUAUUCCACUGUUAAUAUCCCUUCUGUGAUCAAUAGUGGUGUCAACGUUGGUGAUACAAGUUCCCAGCAAUUCACUGAUGUUCCGUAUGGUGUGAUAUCUGGUACUUCUGGGAAAGAAGUUUCCCCAGGAGAACAACCGUUGGAGACACUGACUGUAAACAGGCCUGUGAAGGCAACUAGUAGCCCACCUGCUGAUAUGAAUAUUGAAGAAAAAUUUGCGGAAAACGACUCUUCAGAAAGAAAUGCUAACUUCUCAUUUUACACAGCUCCUGUACCUCUUAAAAAGACACAAUAUAUAUUCAAAAACUUGUCAGGUCGCUGGGAAAGAGCACAGGAUAUGAGCUCUUGGUUACUACAAGGCACUGACUUCUUGGACAGUGAGCACCAGGCCUUUCUUAUGGUGCUAGGUGCUGUUGUUCUUUGGGAGCUCCUGGCUGCACCUCUUGGAUGGAUGGUUGAGGACAGCCUCUAUGAGUACCUUGAUUUCGUUGAUGCAGCAGACAAAUAUGGAAAUCUUUGGAUUUGGAGUUACUUAGGAGCAUCUAUGGGUGUCUGUGGUGUAGCAGUAUUUGUGGAUCAGCUGAGUUGCUUCUUGAGCACGAAUAUCCCACGUUUUGCAGUGCAUUUUUAUGGCUAUGCCAUGUUGCUAACUUUAACGUUGGCUGUCAGUGUCUUCUUUCCCAUUCAUGUGUCCAAAAAAAGUGAACAUGUAAACAAAACAGUCAAAGCUUUAAACCUGAUUGGGAGCGAUGGCAGAACCAUCCUGUCUGCAGUAACCGUCUUCCUCACGGGUGCCAUUGGGUCAACUGUGCAGAAUUUUCUUUUCUGGCAAAUGCAAGACCAAGGCAGCAGUGAAUUAUACAUGGGUCUCUCAGUGGCCAUUGGACUGAUUGCCGAAAUCCUGCUCUACAUCUUCAAAAGCAAGUUACUAAGGGCUCUCUCAGCUGGUGGCACAGUUGCCUUGAGUUUAAGCUGCCUUGCAGCACAGCUGCUCUACUAUUCCUUCCUAUGGAACACCUGGUCUGUGCUGCCAAUCCAGAUCUUCUGUGCCUUCAGCAACGGUGCCUUGUGGUGGGCUGUGAACAUGCUGGCAGAUGACAUUGCCACUCCUGGCACAGAGAGGUCUCUCCACCUUGUCCUACAGGGCCUCUCAUGUGGCUGUGGAGCCAGUCUGGGAAGUUUUGCAGGAGGGUUUGUUGUGAACAGUUUUGGCCUAGCAGUGCUCUAUCGGGCAUGUUCCAUUACUUUAAUACUCUGGUUAUUCUUGUUUUUGAUUGUCCAAUCCAAGUUGCCACGUCAAAAAAGAAUUAAUUACUCCCGACUCCUAGCUGCAGAUUCUAGUGAUAUGAGUGACUCUGAUGAUGAUGAUAAGGAAAGGGACUGGCUGGUGAAAGCUAUGAAAGACGAGAACUUCUCUAGGAAUUGGUAAAAGUCUUGUAUUUCAUCGGUCUGUCGGGCAAAGAACAGACUUCGGAGGAAUAGGGUGAUGCUAUUAGAAAUGCACAUGGAAUCUGUAAGGAGCCGUUCUACUAGCAGUGGGAUUUUAUGAUGUACAUAUUUAUAAGAAAGCAAUUAUAAAGAUUUUAUAAAGAUUUUAUUUUCCUAAGAUUAAUUUAUUGCAAAAACUUGUAGCAUUUUAUUUGCUUUUCUAAGAUUUAAGUUUUCAUGAUCCAAAGAAAUGGGACUUUGACUAGUUUCUGCUGAAAUUAAUAGUUUUUCAGCUUCAAUAGUGACAAAAAUUGGUUAUCUUUAGAGACCCAGCUGUCCAUAUAGGAGAUUGUAAUUCAUAGCAAUUUAAUCUUUUUUCACUACUAGUUAAUUCCUAGUAGAUAACAUGCUGUCUCUUCUUUCAAUUUUGUCCUCAAUUGGGCACAAACUGCUGUAGAAACAAAUAUGCUGAUUCUUUAUUUUUAUGGAUCCAACAUCUUUUUGGAAACUAGCACUUUAAAUAAGUGGGCCUUGAUUCUGGAAUAAAAUUGUCUAGUAGCUAUGUAGAUUUUAUUGCUGGCAAAGUAUGCAGCUUCCUUUGGUCAGUAUUAUUCUGAAAGAAAAUAUUCUUUCAGAAUAUCUCUUAUCUCCUGACUGGGAACUUCCAUACAGUAAAAACAUUUCUUUUUAAACAUCUCACAUCUGUAAUGUGAAUAUAAAAUCUACAUUGGUUAGAUUGCACAUGCAGUUCACAAAUCUCUCAUCUACUUUCUAUCCUGCAUUAAUAGCAUAUGUGGAAAUACUGAGUUGUACAAGUUAACUCCUGGCCCCCUAUCAUUAGACCCAAUGGAUGAGGAAGCAAAGUUUCUAGGAUGUAAGGCUUUGCCCCCUUAGGUGAUGGAUAUUAAAAAUCAUUUUUUAGUACUCAUAGGGCUUUGCUUAAACACUGUGAGAGGAAUUCAUUGUCAAGCUAUUAUAAUUGUUCCAUCAGCAUAAGCAUUUCUGCUUGCCAGAUGGAACAGUCAUCCCUCUCCUAAGUCCACCCCAGAGCCAAUGAUGGGCAGGAACAGAGGGAGGGAAAUCCCCAUUGUGCUAGCAGGACUCAUUGCGUUGGCUCUUUCUAGCACAACAGUUUAGUUGAAUCCAGCCCUCUGCCAUAAUCUAGUUUGACUGAUUCAGUUUACUCAGGCAAGGGAACAAGUUAACCAAUGCAGAGGGCUACAAAUCCCACGUUUGCCUGAGAGAAUAUACACUUUAAGCUUUAUACGUGUGUGUUUGAGAAGAGCUGUAUCUUUAUUUCAUAGGGGAAUCAUGAUUCAGAAGGGUGUUAGAAGCAUCAUGGGAAGUUGGAAGGUGGCCUUUCAAAUGCACACUACAGAGAAAUCCACCUUUUACUUUAAAUUGUCACACAUUUCAAGCUAUUAGAAAAUUUGCUCUCAUUUCUCCAGUGCAAACUGUGCUGCUACUAACAAGUUGUCUUUGAUGGGAGGAAGCUUUAAUAGGAUGUUUUACUGUUCUGCAGUAGCUUGUCCCCAUGCCACAGCCUUGAUCCAAAUCAUCUUUCUAUAGGUGGUAAUAGCCAUGGAGAGGGCAAUCUACAGACAAAGGUUUAUGCCCAAAUGUUCCCCUUCCACAGCUAAUAGCAACUUCAUGAAGCAGGAACAUUAAAC
Messenger RNA from Lacerta agilis (Sand lizard), 3780 nucleotides. RefSeq names its product major facilitator superfamily domain containing 6 like (gene MFSD6L). Bases 12 to 2111 code for a protein of 699 amino acids. The transcript is spliced from 2 exons. The record is from RefSeq and is a predicted model, not a curated record. Gene Ontology annotation, cellular component: membrane. NCBI's taxonomy places the organism in Eukaryota, Metazoa, Chordata, Lepidosauria, Squamata, Lacertidae.